Molecule: messenger RNA, 5472 nt
Organism: Folsomia candida
Lineage: Eukaryota; Metazoa; Arthropoda; Collembola; Entomobryomorpha; Isotomidae
Gene: Klp98A
Product: kinesin-like protein Klp98A
Exons: 34
Coding region: 701-4798 (1365 amino acids)
Biological process (GO): microtubule-based movement
Molecular function (GO): microtubule motor activity; ATP binding; microtubule binding
Source: RefSeq, a predicted model, not a curated record
AGUAAUGUAAACUGUGAAGAAAGGAAGAAUACAAAAUGCAAAGAGGGAGUCAUCCCCAAUGGGGAUUCCCCAUAUAUUCUUUUUAGGAUGAGUCAGGUUAUCUUUUAAGAAGUUCUCUCUUCCUUCACCAAUCAGCAGCAUUUAAAAAGAAUCUGUUUUACGCAUCUAUCUAAAUUUGAGUUAGCAUCCUUCUUAAUGUUUUGUUUAGUGAUGGUUUAAUUACCUCAAAAACUUAACCUAAAAACUGUUGUAUGUAACGCUUUCAUUACUUUAGUGGAUGGCUAAUAUAGUCAGUCCUCUUCUCAAUCAGCUCACGUCUCACGUUGUUGAACUUGAGUUUAUUUGGUUGAGUGUGAAAGACUAUUUCGCAAAUCGAAUUUUUCGCAACAUUACAUAAUGAGCGAUAGUAGGAACAGUCAACAGUCAAGAAUUUGAGCAAUUGGAUUUUGAAUUAAUAUGAAGAGUACGUGUUUUCUUAGUUGAAAUAAUACACGACAGCAAUCAUAGUUUUUUUUAUAAUCACAUGUUUGAAUUCUUCGAAAUGGAUCAAUUUUUUGAUGAACUUCGAACUGAUGUCACAUCAGUGAUGUGUAGUUUGUGAAGGGAUGUGAUGUGAUAUGAGAGAUCUGCUUUACUCAAAGAUCUGAUUUAAAUAAUCUCUACUUCUCUAAUUGCCUUUAAGUAGGUCUGAUAAAAUAAAAUGGCAACUGUCAAGGUUGCUGUAAGGGUUCGGCCCUUGAACCAGAGAGAGAUAUCAAUGGCAGCUCAUCCAAUUAUUGAAAUGGAAGGCAAAAAGACUCGUAUAUGCAAUCACAAGGUGGCUGCAUCAAAACUGGAGGGCGAAGCAGCUCGUGAAAAGUACAAAGAUUUUACAUUCGACUUUUCUUAUUGGUCUUACGAUGAAAACGAUGAACAUUUUGCAUCUCAAGAACAAGUGUUUGAAGACCUUGGUAUGGAUGUGGUCCAUAAUGCUUUUGAAGGGUACAACGCCUGCGUAUUUGCAUACGGACAAACAGGAAGUGGGAAAACUCACACCAUGAUGGGGUCUGAGGAGGCACAGGGCCUAAUUCCAAGAAUAUGCAAGGACAUGUUCAAGCGAAUGCACCAAGGGAAAGAAAAAGGAACUACAUAUCGAACAGAAGUUAGUUAUUUAGAAAUUUACAACGAAAGGGUGAAAGACCUUCUAAGAGGAAAUCAGACUCAUAGCCUCAAAGUUCGUGAGCAUCCAAGACAGGGACCAUAUGUACAAGGCCUUUCCAAACACUUAGUAAUGGACUACGAUGAUAUCGUUGGAUUAAUGUCUACUGGAAAUUCCGCGAGAACUACGGCCUGCACAAAUAUGAAUGACGUUAGCAGUAGAAGUCAUGCAAUUUUUACAAUGACGUUUAUCCAAGCCAGCUUUGUAGGUGACAUGCCUUCGGAAACUGUUUCAAAAGUUCAUUUAGUAGAUCUCGCAGGAAGCGAGAGAGCAGAUGCAUCUGGUGCUACGGGGCAACGACUUAAAGAGGGAGCUCACAUUAAUAAGUCGCUGGUAACGUUGGGUUCUGUGAUUUCGGCCUUAGCCGAUGCUUCUCAAUCCCAGACUCAGGCAAAGAAGGUCUUCAUUCCAUAUCGUGAUUCCGUUUUAACCUGGUUGCUCAAGGACUCCCUCGGUGGAAAUGCAAAGACCAUAUGCAUAGCAACUAUUUCUCCUGCGGACUGUAAUUAUGCAGAAACUCUGAGCACACUACGGUAUGCAAAUAGAGCGAAAAAUAUUAUAAACAAACCCACCAUCAAUGAAGAUCCAAAUGUUAAGUUAAUCCGUGACCUGAGGAAUGAAAUUCAAAAGUUAAAGUCGAUGCUAGGAAGUGACGAUCCAUCCGACGUUCUGGCAGAACUUCAAAAGAAAGAAGCGAAAGAAAAAUCCCUCACGGAAGAAUGGACCGACAAGUGGAAGGAGACUCAGAAAAUUCUCAUGGAACAAAAAGAUUUGACAUUACGGAAGGCUGGACCUGGAGUAAUUUUAGAUUCUCAGAUGCCUCACUUGAUUGGCAUUGAUGAUGAUCUGCACAGCACUGGAAUCACAUUAUAUCACCUCAAAGAAGGAGAAACUAAAAUCGGUUCAGAUGAAAACAAUACAAAUAAUCAUGACAUCAGUUUAAAAGGCCAGGGUCUAGAAUCCCAACAUUGUAGUAUCAUGCUAGAAAACGGAAUGGCGACUUUGGUCCCAAAUGGGGCUUCAGUUUGUUCAGUCAACGGACAAACUGUAGAUAAGCCUACUCGUUUAUUUCAAGGUUGUGUUUUACUACUUGGACGAACGAAUAUGUUUCGAUACAAUGAUCCAGCCGAAGCAGAAAAAAUGAGAAAGGAAGGUAGUCGUUCAAACGUAAAUCUAAGUAGACUGUCCUUUCUAAGUAGAUCUGCGACCGAUUUGGUUUUGGACGGUUCGCUUAGUAUUUCUGCAAUGGGAGAAGAAAAUACUAUUUUGGAAGAAAAGCGUCGUCAAUUAGAAGCUGAAGAAGCUCGUUUGCAGAAGGAAAGUCAGCUUUUGGUUGAACAAAAAAAGUUACUAGAAGAGCAGAAACAGAGUUACCAACUUCUACAAGCAGAAAAAGAGGAAGCCUGGAAAGCCGAGCAGCUAAACAAGAGUUCAGUGAUACAAUUAGCUCAGAAAGACCUUGAAGAUAGACGUAAAAAAUUGGAGACCGAGUACUCGGCACAUCGGAAGAUUCUUGCCGAAGACUGGAAGAGACUCGAACAACAAGAACAAGAAACAUUGGCCAGCUUACAAUCCAAGGAAAAAGAUCUUAAAAAAAGACGAGAGUUUUUAGAAUGGGAAAUUGAUCAAGAGAUGGAACAGAUUGAAACUGAGGCUCAAAACGUUGAAGCUCUUAGGGCAGAGUUAGAUGCUAAGCAGGAACAAGCUGAGAAUGUUCUCCAAAAUGUAACUUUGGAAUUGCAGCAAAAGCUAGUAGGUCGUUCUGCAGAUGAACUCAAACCCAUCCUCAGAAUGGACGAACCAAAAUUUCAGGAAUACCUUACAUCACAGGCUAGAAAGCUAGAAGACUCGCGUAUAAAUAAUGUAUCCCGUUUAGAGGAGCAAAGAAAUCGCAUUUUUUCCCAGCUAAAUGAAUUUUCUGAAAAACUAAAGGGAUGCGUUGACGAUGAGAUUAAGCUACAGUAUGAAAACCAACGUGACCACCUUUCUCAACAAGCAGAAAAAUUACAGAAUGACAUUAAUCAAGGUGAAAGAGCGUUCGACAAUGAAAAAUCACUUUUAUUUCAAACAACGGAACUAUUAAAGGAGUACAGAGACAAAUUGCUUGAAAAUGGUUUAAGUUGUAAGGACUUGGAAGAUGAAGUUAACAAAAGUAUGGACAAAAUCAUGGCAAGUGAAGACAAAAUGAGUCGGCUAGAAUCUGAUUUAGCUCUCAUUGCGGAUCAAGAAAAACUUAUCGUAACACAAUUGGCUCAUAUUGAUACCAGCAAACAAAAGUUGAAAACUAUAAUCGAAAAUACGGGUGACACAAAAGAUUUCGAAGAUGCUGAAGAACAAAAAUUGAUGUUGGCAACGUCGAAUGAAAAAAUUGCUGAUCUUUCCCAAAAUAACGACACAAGCGCCGAGUGGCUCUCAACAUCACAACCACGACUUCCAAAGACCUCUUCGCCACUGAUUACUAGGGAUUCUUCUCCUAAUCGAAUUGAUCGGAAUAAUGAUGUAAAUAGUGCAAAAUAUGGAGACAUUAGUCCUAUUAAAGCAACAUCAGAUCUAGUGGCUCAUAAACUUAUAUCGACUUCAAAUUCUUUAACGCUUAACAUGAGCCCAACGGACAUUGGUUUAGAGUUGAAACGACUUGUUGAACAAGUAAACGACCAAAAAACUGUCGUGCUAGAAUGUUUGGAAAAUGACUGCGACAAAGAAGAACUCAAUGGACACAUGGCUGUGCUUCAGGAACUUCGAAAUAAGUACUUAGAAAUUGAAAGAUUGCUGGACAAUGCUAGUCGUCAUAGACUUUUGGGAUACGAUGAGGAUGAAUCUACGUUUGAGUUUGACAAGACAGAAGAUUCAACUAUGGCAAAUGACAGUGAACUGGAUGACUCUGAAGUUCAAUCCAGUGUUACUGAUCAUGACGACCUCCAAACUUUGAUUGAUCAAGAAGUAGAAAAACGUCUGUUCGAGAUAUUUGACCAGUUAAAGCAUGGACAAAAGAGCAAUGUAUUUCUCAGAAAUACAAAUCGAUCUUCCAAUCUUCGCAGCAGUUUACCAUCGGGACUAAAUCACUUAAAUGGUUCAGGAUCGGAGGAUGAAGAAUCUAAUGGUCCCCAAACUAAUAUACCUCGGUCAAUUUCAAUGAACUCUGGUGUUUGGGCAUCUUUUGGCCAAGGUGGUGGAGCACUUGAUGUUCCAUCAGAAUUGGUGUCAAUUAAAAUUCCAUCGUAUGUAUUGAGGGGAAAUGGAUCGAGUACACACUUUGAAUAUGAAGUGGCUAUUGUUACCCCGCAUGAAAAAUGGUCAGUUCUUCGCCGAUAUCAACGCUUUCGGGAUUUAAAUUCAUACAUGCGGAAAAAAUAUGGACCAAGAAUUGAACACAUUCAUUUUCCUCCCAAGAAAUGGUUUGGUAGUCGGUCAGAAAAAUUAGCAAAGGAAAGGCAAAAAUUACUCGAGAUCUUUCUUCAAUCCUUAUUGAAGGCUUGUUCUCAAAUUUCAUCAUGUCCACUCCACAACUGCCCUUCCAUCAGAGUGAAAGACGCAUUAACAGCUUUCUCUCCAUUCUUCCAAAAAGGAUUUUUCGAGAGUACUGUAUUUGGAACUUCGUAGUCUUCUUUGUCCAACAACUUCCAGUCACUACUACCAAAGAAAUAUGCAAUCUCGGAAUAACAAAAAGUCAACUAGGUGUCCACACUUUAUUGGCAUUUUUCUUGCUUGACAUAUUACAUAAUUUAAAUUCUAUUGUUUUACACGAAUCUUUUGUGUUUGCUUUGGUUGACUAAAAGUACUCACUGUUCUAGUCACAAUACUAAUUACCGAUAUGUCAUGUUUGAUGUCAUUCAAGAAAUUAUACCGAAAUGUGCAAAAUGUGUUAUUUCUACAGCUUAUAUAAUUAUUAUCAUUAACGUUAAAUUGAUAAGUAAUUUUUGUUUUGUUUGUUUGGUGGUUUAAUUAGUCAACUUUCUGGUGAUUUGUUGAUCUGAAAAAGAUCUGAUAAUAAUUUAUAAACUAUUAAUAUCGUUUAUAUACGACCUAUAACAUUUAUUGUUAAGUGCCUAAUCAAACAACUUAAUUUGCUCAGCCCUUUAAAUGAUUCCUGCUACUAAAUAUGUAAGUGUAAGUACUUUCUCUACUAUUUGUAUUACGAGUAUGCAAAAUAUAUAUAUACAUUAAGAAAUGAAUAUAGACAAGAAAUUAUAUAUCGAAAAGGUCUAAAUUGGAACCAAAACAUGUAUGUAUUUAUUCAACGGCAAGUUAUUGAAUAAAUCUCUAUGCUCAUAAAA